Messenger RNA from Babesia bovis T2Bo, 1347 nucleotides. Its product is annotated as RNA recognition motif domain containing protein. Gene Ontology annotation, cellular component: U2-type spliceosomal complex; U2 snRNP. Bases 29 to 1270 code for a protein of 413 amino acids. The record is from RefSeq and is a predicted model, not a curated record. Gene Ontology annotation, molecular function: RNA binding. The transcript has 9 exons. Gene Ontology annotation, biological process: mRNA splicing, via spliceosome. NCBI's taxonomy places the organism in Eukaryota, Apicomplexa, Aconoidasida, Piroplasmida, Babesiidae.
GUAAAGCUUAGCUGGCUAUCAAGUUCCAAUGACAGUUGAUUGCGACUCUUCAGAGGAUGUUCCUUCUGAUUGGUAUGUGCAAUGUGUGGACACGGAGGUCCGUGGUCCCUGUGAUCUUAUCGCUUUGAAAUCGUUAAUUGGAACGUCAUUUGUAGACAAACGUUGCCAUGUUUGGCGGGAAGGAAUGGACUCUUGGCAAUCCGUUUGCCAGAUUCCUGAGAUUGCUGCUUUGUUCGACGAAGACUCUAGUGUGAAUGAUCCGCUCCCAAAUGAUAAUGUCUCCAAUACCGAGUUAACAGAUACAGUUACCAUUUCUCCGGUGGGAGAUGGUGAUAAGCCCUCUGUAGAUGAGGACCCCGAGCGCAUACGCAAACGCGAAAAGAAAAAACAAUACCUUCAAAGAAAGCGUGCGCGCAUUGAAUCUGGGCAGUGGAUAGACUCGAACCGCAAUUUGAGUGUCUACAUUACUGGUCUUCCUGACGAUGUUACCAGUGAGGAGAUUGCAAAUGUAUUUCGGAGAGCCGGACUAAUUAAGAUAGACCCUAUUACAACGUUACCUAAAAUUCGUAUGUACACUGAUGCCCAAGGAGUGUUUAAGAAUGACGCUCGCGUCACUUUUGUUAACAAGGAAUCUGUAGAUUUUGCUAUACGUUAUCUUGACAAUUACCACUUUAGACCCGAUUGCGUCAUUCAUGUUGAGAAGGCAACAUAUAACCCUCAGAAACGAGCGUCUAAUAGCACUGUUUCAUUAUCGGGGGAGGAGUUGCGUAAGCGUUAUUUAGCUGCGAAGUAUGAGCAGAAUCGGUUGCAAAGCUGGGAUCAAGAUAUUGACGACGGCACGGGUCGUCGCAUUGUCAUUUGCAAGCCUAUGUUUUCCACUGAAGACGCUUGGGCUCAUGAGGCGGGUGAUGUAUUUUAUGACGAUUUACGCGAUGAGGUGCAAUAUGAGAUUACAAAGUUUGUCCCUGUUGAGAAGGUGACACCUAUUGCACGACACCCUCAGGGUGUGGUUUGCGUGAAGUUGAAAACAUCUGCAGAUGCUGAGAUAUUCAUAUCACAAUUUCAAGAUCGUUUAUUUGACGGCCGUCGUUUGCAAGUUUACUUUUUUGACGGAAAGACGGAUUUGCAAGCCCAAUGUUUACCUAGCAAGGAUGCUAAGGAGGCUGCGUUGCGGCGAGCCACCGCUGAGUUAAAACAGCCUGAUGACGUCGCAUGCGACUGGAUUGACGAUCAGAGCAGUGACGAAGAGUUUGAAAUAAAGACUGAAUAGUUUACUGCAUGACAUUUUUGUAAUACUCAGGCCCAUUUUUGGCGAGUUCCACCAUCUGUGUAACGUGAAUCAUUCUU